AUGGCGGGGCAGCCAGUGGAGAUUCCCGGCGAAUUUCCCGUGACUGUCACAGCCUCGACGAAGCGAAAAACGGUUUGCGUGGGGUACACUGGGGCCAAAGCUGGCGUUUCCUGCACACAAUUCACAGUAGCAGGUCUACAGAGGAUGGAAGAAGUACUUCAGCUCAAUCUUAACCAAACCACACCUCCUGUGGGGCCAACAAAUACAGUCGCACAAGUUUUCUUUGCUGCAAACGACACACGGCUAAUCACAACCGUGAAAGGGGACCCAACUUCUGGCAAAACAGGGUUUGUUUCUGUUCUGCCAUUCAAAGAUUCGUCUUCGUCGGUAUUUGAAAGCCAUGACAUUCGAAGCUCGCCACCUGGUACGACAGUGCUAUUUGGUGGUGUGGAGAUUCCCGGCACGUCAGACCUGUUCAUCACGGACGCGUCUUUCGGAGCCGCUGUCCUAAGUCUAAAUGAUGAUACCAAUGAAAUCUCUCUUAAGCAGAAGAUAACCAUUGAAAAUCAGAAAGCUACUUGUUGGGCUGCUUAUUCUCGGGCACGAGACAGCGUCUUUGUAACCGAUGCAGCGUUCAACAGACUGGUCGAAGUCAGCAAUGAUGGUUCGAAGAUCUUGACAACUGUGGAACUGAAGAAUGGCGACCCUGGUCUCAUCGAUCUCAAAAUUAACGACCGCUUUGUCUACGCCCUUUCCCCCGGAAAUGAUACUACUGUCGCUGCAAUCACGGUGUUUGACUCUUUCCAGGGCUGGCAGAUCCAACAUUUUGAGCUGGACAACUUGGGCGCGGGUCAGCGGUCGCAAGGUUUAGCAGUUUCCUGA
Messenger RNA from Penicillium daleae, 822 nucleotides. RefSeq lists its product as uncharacterized. The transcript has a single exon. The coding region runs from base 1 to 822 and encodes 273 amino acids. The record is from RefSeq and is a predicted model, not a curated record. Lineage: Eukaryota; Fungi; Ascomycota; Eurotiomycetes; Eurotiales; Aspergillaceae.